GCGACUUGUGGGGUCUUCUACCUGGUGUGAUUGCAAUGAUCCUUGUCUCCUGAUCCUCAAAAGAACCUAUAUCGAAUGCCUUUCGUCAAAGCAGUAUAGAUUCUUCUGUCAUGUCCAUCGAAUAACCAAAAUGAACAUCAACGUUAAGCGAUUUGGGCUGACGGCCAUUCAUAACCCUCCCGAGACGGCAACAGUUGACAUUGUCUUAGUCCACGGGCUCAGUGGCCAUCCAAAAGAUACAUGGACUAGCGACACGGGCACUUUUUGGCCUACUGAUUUGUUACCACAUGCACUGGGCCAGUCUCGGGCUAGAGUGCUCACUUAUGGGUACGAUGCCUCUGUUCAAGCAUUUGCAGAUGGUAACGGUCUUGGAAUACAUGCCAUUACAAAAACUCUGGUAUCGACACUCGUAGCGAACCGAAAUUUUCAAGGAUGCUCUGAGAGACCUAUUAUAUUCAUUUGUCAUUCCCUCGGGGGUCUCAUUGUUAAAAGAGCUCUCAUUUAUUCGCACUUAGUAUCGAGCAAGGGAGUGGAGCUCCUGAGAUCGAUUUUUGUAUCAACAUAUGGAUUAAUCUUUCUGGGAACCCCACACGAUGUUGGCGAUCGUGGACAAUGGAGCCUGAUUCUGCAAUAUCUAUGUGAAGCAGUUCUGCCCCAGCAAUUCCUCCAAUAUUCCCCACACCUUAUAAAGACCUUGAGUGACAACAACGGAACUAUACGGAACACCAACCGCCUUUUUGUAGAUCUGUGGAAUAGGUUCCAUGUUUUUUUCUUUUACGAAACCAAGGGCAUCGGUCUUGAAGAAUACAAGUGUGUGGUAGUGAAUGAACACAAUGCUGCCCCAAUCGUUGAGGGCGCUGAGCGUGCCGGAAUUGCAGCCGAUCACGUCCAUAUGUGCAAAUUUGACCAUGCAAGCGCCCUAUCCUGGAAAAUAAUGGCGGAAAUUCUUUCGAGAUACUGCACCGAGGCACCCCGCAUCAUCGACGCUCAAUGGCUUGAGGAAAAGCGGGAGAGAGAUAUUUUGCACCGUCUACCGAAGACAAGCCCGAUGGACAGAAAUUUGGAGCGCAGCCCAAUAUCGUUGUUCCAAGCCUACCAGAAAAACCUUUGUGGGAUGUACAACAAAAGCCAGAGCCACAACCACUUUUUGUAG
Messenger RNA from Aspergillus campestris IBT 28561, 1153 nucleotides. RefSeq names its product esterase/lipase family protein. The transcript is spliced from 4 exons. Bases 131 to 1153 code for a protein of 340 amino acids. The record is from RefSeq and is a predicted model, not a curated record. NCBI's taxonomy places the organism in Eukaryota, Fungi, Ascomycota, Eurotiomycetes, Eurotiales, Aspergillaceae.